AUGUCGAACUCAUGGGAGCCCAACUCACCUCGGAAGAAGCGCAUCUUCAUCAAUGCCUUCGACAUGUUCACAGUUGGACAUCUUUCAUUCGGCCAAUGGCGGAACCCAACUGAUAAAAGUUCAACUAAACGUCGAGAUCUUUCAUACUGGACUAAUUUAGCAAAACUGCUUGAAGAAGGAGAUAUUAAUGCACUGUUCCUUGCAGAUACAUUUGGUCAGUACGAUGUGUACAAGGGAAGUGCCGAGCCAGGAAUCAGGACAGGAGCUCAAUAUCCGAUGGGUGAUCCUGCGAUUCCAAUUUCCGCAAUGGCAGCGGUGACCAAGAAUCUUGGUUUUGCAAUUACUACUUCGACUUCUUAUGAAUCGCCAUAUAUCGUUGCGAAAAGGUUUUCUACAUUGAACCAUCUCACGGGUAGGAGGUUUGGGUGGAAUAUCGUUACUUCUUGGAAGGAAUCGGCAACGAGAGCAGUUGGUCUCAAGUACAUUGCACAUGACCAGCGUUAUGAGAUUGCUGACGAGUUUUUACGAGUUCUUUACCAGUUAUGGGAAGGUUCUUGGGCAGAUGAUGCACUGCUUGAGGAUUGUGAGAACGAAAUAUAUGCCGACUACAACCGUAUACGAACUGUUCACCACCAUGGAGAACAUUUUACUGUUGAUGCACCGCAUAUACUGGAUCCCUCGCCUCAAAGAACGCCAUUUCUAUUUCAAGCAGGAACCUCCCCAGCAGGUAUUUCCUUCGGAGCAACUCAUGCAGAGGGAAUAUUCGUGUCUGCUUUAUCGCCUCAUAUUCUUGCUCCACGAGUCAAAGCCAUUAGAGAAAAGGCUGCCGAGUUUGGCCGUGACCCACGAUCGGUCAAGAUUUUCGCUAUAUUCACAUCAAUAGUCGGUAGGACCAGAGAAGAAGCCCAGGUGAAGUAUCAGGAAGCGUUGAAAUAUGCCAGUGCUGAAGGAGGACUUGCUUUUUUCUCUGGGGGCUCUAGGAUAGACUUAAGCAAGUUUGACUUGGAUGCUGAAAUCAAACCCGAGGACUCCACACUCGAUGCUAAAGUACACUCUCUCAUCUCAAGUCUGACGUAUCACGGUUCAGACAUCCCAAAAUGGACGCCGAGGAAUAUCGGCAAAGUUAUCUCAAUUGGCGGAAGUGGGCCGGUACCUGUAGGGACUGCAGAAGAAGUGGUGGAUGUGAUGGAGGAAUGGAUUGAUAUAGCUGAUUUAGAUGGCUUUAAUGUUGGAUAUGUUAUCACUCCAGGAAGCUUCCAAGACCUGGUGCAUUUAGUGGUCCCCGAACUGAGGAAACGAGGACGAUACGCACCGAAGGGUGAGUCUGGCACAAUGAGGGAACGAAUAUUUGGACAGGGCCAAAGAGGGCUAAGGGAUGACCAUACGGGGAGCAAGUAUAAGCAUAUGGUACCUAGCCUAAAGAGAAAAGCUAGCGAUGACCUUUCGAGCGCCCCAAGUACAUAG
Molecule: messenger RNA, 1464 nt
Organism: Cadophora gregata
Lineage: Eukaryota; Fungi; Ascomycota; Leotiomycetes; Helotiales; Ploettnerulaceae
Exons: 5
Coding region: 1-1464 (487 amino acids)
Molecular function (GO): monooxygenase activity; oxidoreductase activity, acting on paired donors, with incorporation or reduction of molecular oxygen
Source: RefSeq, a predicted model, not a curated record